This is a messenger RNA of Blepharisma stoltei, 1439 nucleotides long. The record is from the annotation of a GenBank genome assembly. NCBI's taxonomy places the organism in Eukaryota, Ciliophora, Heterotrichea, Heterotrichida, Blepharismidae.
AUGAAUUUUACGGAAAAGUACCAUCCGUCAUUAUUGGUAAGCAGAAGACUAAAGAGGAGAAAUCAUGAUAUAACUGUUAAAAAUAAUGACUCUCUCCCCAUUUAAAUUGGAACAAAUAUACGGAAAUUUUCAUUUUUUUUGCACCUAGCCCUUUAAAUACGAGCAAAUUUUUUUUAAAUAGUAUUUUUUAUAGGUAAAAAUAAACGAAUUUGACCUAAUUUAAUAGGAAAAGUGCAGCGGUGAAUAUUAUUUAAACGGUUUCACAUAAAUCAAUAAGUUUUUGAAUUAAUUCAUUUUAAAAUAAAAUUAUUGGACUAAAUUUAUAUCUUUUUAAUUUUUAAAAAAUUUUUUAUAAAUGAGUUUUAUAAAAACAUUUAGCCCCCUUUAAAUUGGAACUUAAAAUUUCGUUCCAAUUUAAAAGGGGAGGAGUAAAAAUUUAAUGUAAAUAGUUUUAUAUUGCGUAUAUUUAUCAUAAAUAAUAUAUGGAAACUGUAUGAAAUUUUUGAUGAGCAUAAGAAGUUUGUCUUGAAUAAAGAAAAACUAUUAUUAUUUAGUCCAAAAAGAACAAAGCAUAGAAAUGCAAGAGAGACUGAACAAGCAUCUGCUGAUCUUUCACAAGAGUAUCCCUACAAGAAAUCAAGCCCAGAAGUUUGCAAACCAUUAAAAAUUCCAGUGCAUGAUCUUAUUCGAGAAAGCGGAAUGAAAAGGAAUUGUGGGCUGAAUGAAAAUUCUAUAUACAAAAUUACAACUGCAAAGAUUUGGAAGAAAAAUCCUCUACAAAUUAUGACUGAUUAUAAAUUUCAUUAACAUUAAUUAUUGUUGUGCAUUGAUCCUUUUUGACACAAAGCACACCGGCCAUAUUAUGAUUAUUUUCGUAUCCCAGACUUAGGAAAAUACGGAACUGGCUAUCAGUAUGACCUUUGCACUUGUUCUCAAAAAGGGCCAAUGCACAAUAUGAUUUUGGUAGUAGUAAAAUUCCGAAUUUAGUGGUAAAAAUAAAUAAGGAAUGAUAAAAUAAAUUAAUUUAAAGAAACUAUAAAUUAAUCACCAGACUCAAGAAAUUCAAAAGAACUUUUACUCCUAGCCAUAGCAAAAAUCCUACAAUUAGGUCACUAUCUCCAUUUCAAGCAACAGUCCCAAAAACUCCUGAAGGCUGGAAAUUUACUCCGCUUUUCAAAAUUAAAAAUGCCAGAUAGGGGUAAGGCUCAGGUCUUACUUCCAGCUCAUAAGAGAAAUACACCGACUUCUUGAAAGUUUCGACUCAAGAGAAUGGGUCUACACUGAGUCUGGUGUAGAUCAGAGAGGUCCUAAGGGGUUGAGGACAGAAAUAGGUUGACGGUUAUGCUGAAUCGCUUACUAUUAUUCAAAGCUGUAGUCCAAGCUGAGGUCAGGAAUUACAAGAUUUGAAGAAUUAUCUUAAACUUAAAACUCCGCUUUAA